Molecule: messenger RNA, 1051 nt
Organism: Zingiber officinale
Lineage: Eukaryota; Viridiplantae; Streptophyta; Magnoliopsida; Zingiberales; Zingiberaceae
Product: ras-related protein RABH1b-like
Exons: 6
Coding region: 174-800 (208 amino acids)
Molecular function (GO): GTP binding; GTPase activity
Source: RefSeq, a predicted model, not a curated record
UUUUGAUUUCGCAGGCCGCGGAGAAUAAAACGGAAAUAGCAAUCGCCCAAAAAAGAUUAUUAAGUUGGAUCUUUUCGAAAUCUCUUGUUUCCUCUCCUUGAUUUCAGAUCCCAAGCUCUCUUUAUCUAUCUCCUUCAGAUCCUCCCUGCUUUCAAUCUCUUUGAAGGAUCGCCAUGGCCCCGGUCUCGGCGCUCGCCAAGUACAAGCUGGUGUUCCUGGGCGAUCAGUCGGUGGGGAAGACUAGCAUCAUCACCCGAUUCAUGUACGACAAGUUCGACAACACCUACCAGGCUACGAUUGGUAUAGAUUUUCUCUCAAAGACUAUGUACCUUGAAGACCGAACUGUCAGACUACAACUUUGGGACAUUGUUGGACAAGAGAGAUUUAGGAGCCUCAUCCCAAGUUAUAUUCGUGACUCAUCAGUUGCAGUGAUUGCUUAUGAUGUUGCAAAUCGUCAGUCUUUCUUAAAUACUUUAAAAUGGAUUGAAGAGGUUCGAACGGAGAGGGGAAGCGAUGUUAUUAUUGUCCUUGUUGGGAACAAAACUGACUUGGUCGACAAGAGGCAAGUCUCCAUAGAAGAAGGAGAAGGUAAAGCGCAAGAGCUCGGUGUCAUGUUUAUCGAAACAAGCGCAAAAGCUGGCUUCAAUAUAAAGGCUCUCUUUCGGAAGAUUGCAGCUGCCUUGCCAGGGAUGGAAAAUCUUUCUUCAGAAAAGCAGGAUGACAUGGUCGAUGUUAAUUUGAGAGCAACCAACGCACAUUCGUACCAGUCACAGUCACAAUCUGGAGGCUGUAGUUGUUAAUUUCAUCCUUCACAAUUUUUUGUUGUACCUUAUUGCAUUAGUCAACUGAAGAAGCCAUGGUUCUUGAGGCGAGGGUUGUUAUUCUCUCAACAAGAUCAGAUUAUUUCCGGUUGUAAAGGUUUAUUAUGCAUCUUAUUCUGUUGCUGGCAUUAAUUGAUAGCAUAUAUUUUAUUGGGAUUUAGUAGAUGUAAUUGAGUUUUUUUGUUUGGUAAGAUAAUUGUUAGUGGAAUAUCAUGGUUAUUAAUUUUAAA